Molecule: messenger RNA, 447 nt
Organism: Staurois parvus
Lineage: Eukaryota; Metazoa; Chordata; Amphibia; Anura; Ranidae
Source: the annotation of a GenBank genome assembly
CUAUUCCUCCCACUGAUACCAAUGAUGGGGCACUAUUCUCCCACUGACACCAACAAUGGAGCACUAUUCCUCCCACUGACACCAAUGUGAUAGGACACUAUUCCCCCACUGAUACCAAUGAUGGGGCACUAUUCCCUCCCACUGACACCCAAUGAUGGAGCACUAUUCCUCCCACUGACACCAAUGAUGGGGCACUAUUCCUCCCACUGACACUAAUGAUGGGUCAACUAUUUCCUACCACUGAUACCAAUGAUGGGGCACUAUUCCCCCCACUGAUACCAAUGAUGGGGCACUAUUCCUCUUCCACUCAUACCAAUAGUGUGACACUAUUUCCUCCCACUGCACCAGUCAUGAAGCAUUUUUUUACUGCCACUGACACCAGGACUUUUUUACUCCCGCUGGCCACAAAAGUUUGGAGACCCCUGCCCUAGAGAAUAAAAUAGUGGG